AUGGAUUCCCUUUCGAAUCAGUUACCACCGGAAACAGACCUUUGCAAAAUACCGACUAGUGUUCCUCCUCCUGGACAAUCUUUUGACCCCGACAACACAGAUCUGAGGUCUUUGACAAUCUGUCUUGGUGUUAUCCUAACGACUAUCGCGGUGGUAUUUGGCCUUGGUAGGCUUUACGCCAACUUCCGAAAGUUGACAGCGGGUGAUUUCUUCGUAUUUGUUGCCAUUAUAUCCAAUACUUCCACCGUGGUUUUGAUGAUUAUCUAUGCCAAAUACUUCCGGCAUAUAUGGGAUAUACCUUUAUGCUGGAUCAAUGAUAACUUCGGAAAGAUAGCAUAUGCCUGGGAAAUGACCGCGACAUUCAGCACUUUUCCUGGCAGGGCGGCUACUUUGCUACUGUUCUACCAGCUCUUUACCAUAUCUCGCUCGAUAGGUAUAGCUAUAUGGAUCGGCAUGGCUAUUAGUCUUAUAAUUACAGUUUGGAGCAUAUGUAUCCUGUCUUACGGUUACGCUAACGAGAAGACUCGGGAUCACCCUGACGACGCUGACGGUAUCAUAACCAUGUGGAUCCUACGGUGGUCACUUCUCGGGGGUACACUGGAUAUCUUGAUCGACAUUUAUAUUUUCAUCUUACCACUACCUAUUAUCUUUAAGCUAAACCUUUCUAAGAAGAAAAAGUUGCAGGUCUCGGCUAUAUUUUUCAUAGCGUUACUGGGUAUUGCUGUCAGCAUCUUAACGCUUGCAUAUAGAAUCAAGGCGGUGCAGAGCAACAACUUCGAUAGCACAUAUAAUACUGGAGUUGUGAUGAUAUGCAGUCUCGUCCAGAUGAAUGUGACUCUCAUAAUCUGCUCUACCCCGGCAUUCGUGGGCUUCAUACGUCUCCAUGUCUUAGAGUCACAGGCCUUCAAGGCUUUCCAGUCCAUUCUAAGAGCCGGGAGCAGUGUGCCCAGCCGAUCCACCCUGUUUAAGUCCUGGCAGAGCCCUAAUCGACCUCGUACCGGACGUGAUGAAUCACAAAAUAAAAAAGGGAAAAGUCUAAGGAAUACGGCCGAGUCCGCCGAGGUAAGCGAUACAUGCUUGCUUAACAGCGGGGCUACGAUAGAUAUCGAUGGGCAGAGAAAUACUCUCGUGGUUGGUGGCGAAAAUAAGGAGAAUGACAUCCACUUAAAGGUGCUUGGCACAGAAGAUAUUGAGCAUAGCUCAGGCUGCUCAGCCUCACUUCCGCCUUAA
Molecule: messenger RNA, 1230 nt
Organism: Daldinia vernicosa
Lineage: Eukaryota; Fungi; Ascomycota; Sordariomycetes; Xylariales; Hypoxylaceae
Exons: 6
Coding region: 1-1230 (409 amino acids)
Source: RefSeq, a predicted model, not a curated record